AUGGACAAACAUGGUAUUCUUGGCUGUUUCUUGGCAAAUAACAGAGAAAAGGAUUUGGUUCGAUGGAUAACGGUUCCAGAUCAGAUGUCGCGUUAUGGGUUUAGGGAGAACAAUGCAUGGUUCUUCCUUACCCGUCAACCUAAUGCAGAUGUUAAGUACCUUGGUGGGAAAAGGGAGGAUAACCAUGGCACGUGGAUUGGCCAGCUUAUAAUCGGGUAUAAGCGGGCGAUAAAGCUGAGUAUUAACAAGCAUCAAUCGGGAUGUAGUAUGGUAGAGUAUACAGAGACGGAGGAUAACCGAAAAUGGGUGGUAUGCCAUUUGUCACUCAACGUGAAUGAGAAAGAGACUGUUAGGCAGAGACGGGGACACGUAGGCAGAGGAGCGGUUGAUGGAGGGGCGAGCGAUGAAGAGACGAGUGAUGAAGAGGUAAUUUCACCACUUUCGGAUAGUUAUGCCACUCUAGGACGAAAGGAAGUCACAAAAUAA
Messenger RNA from Arabis nemorensis, 486 nucleotides. The record is from the annotation of a GenBank genome assembly. NCBI's taxonomy places the organism in Eukaryota, Viridiplantae, Streptophyta, Magnoliopsida, Brassicales, Brassicaceae.